Molecule: messenger RNA, 1704 nt
Organism: Meira miltonrushii
Lineage: Eukaryota; Fungi; Basidiomycota; Exobasidiomycetes; Exobasidiales; Brachybasidiaceae
Exons: 2
Molecular function (GO): copper ion binding; oxidoreductase activity
Source: RefSeq, a predicted model, not a curated record
GUGGUUCACGAAACAUUGUACAUUACCCAAGGUACACUUUGGACAGAUGGGAAUCCACGUGAAAAUUCCGUUUUGAUCAAUGGUACUUCACCUGGUCCAGAAUUGCGCUUUCGUGUAGGAGAUUUGGCAUUAAUCAAGGUUUUCAACCAUUUACCAAAUCAAAAUACAACUAUUCAUUUUCAUGGAAUCAGUCAAUCACUCUCACCGGCUUCAGAUGGAACACCAAUGAUUUCUCAAUGGCCAAUUGCACCAAACAACUUUUUCGAAUAUCAAAUUCAUUUCACAAAAGCCGAUAUCGGAACGACAUUCUACCAUUCCCAUGUUGGCGCCCAGAUCAUGACUGCUCAUGGUGCAUUUAUAGUAACGGGAGAUGAAGAAAUAUCAACGAUUCCAAAAGGUGCGAUAGAAAAGACAAUGUUAGUAGGUGAUUAUUUCUAUGCAAAUGAUGAAACGAUUGUCAAGGAUCUCCUUUCGGAUCCGUUCGUUUGGCCUGGAAGUGCUUCGAGUGUUUCCCUGAAUGGCAAAUCAUGGCGUGUUUCAGACGGCUGUAACGAUACUAUUGCGGCUAUGAAAGGUUUGAAUUGCGAUCAAUCUGAUUACAAAGGUCCAGAAGUGAUUGAUGUGGAAUACGAUAGAUCCUAUCGACUUCGUUGGAUUGGCGCUCAAACUUUAAUGCACUUGGCAAUCGGAAUCUUUGGACAUUCUCAAAAGAUCAUCGCAGCGGAUGGCAAACAUAUGCAACCAAUCAACACAACUUUUAUUGAAAUUAUGGGUGGACAAAGGUAUGACACCAUUCUCAACACAAAGACAAAAGAACAAGUUGAAAGAGAAAAAACAGGUGGUUGUUACCCAAUCCGAUUUGAAACACGCUGGCGAAUUCCUGCAACGAAUGGCUGGGCAAUGUUGCGUUAUCCAAACAGCACAUGCGAUGUGAAGAUUGAUGCGCCAUUUCCACGUAACAAUACUGCCACAUAUUUGCCAGCACAGCAAUUUGGAUGGAUUUCUGAUCAGUUUCACCCGUUAAAAGGCAGUAAACAUAUUGCGCCUCAAGAUUGGGAAGUUUCAAGAAGGGUAAUUUUGCAAGCACAGCAAGUUGCAAUUGCACCUGGAAAGACGCCUGCUUUACGAUGGGACGUGAACAAUCUUGCUUAUAAUGAAUCGGAUCCAAGAGCAAAUCAUGAUAAAGUUACCGUUCAGACACCGUACUUGAUUCAAUUGUUCAAGGGUGACGCAAUGAUGCCAAGCUAUCAACGUGGCUUACAUCCCACCUCACCGGAUGUACAGCCCGGAUUCGAUGAAGUCAGCAGCACGUACGUUGGAAAAGCAGGAGAAGUGAUUGACGUUGUAAUAAUCAACAACAGUAGCGCUUUCAAUCAUGUUACAGAAACUCAUCCCUGGCACUUUCACGGCGCUGAACAUUUUACAAUAGCAAUGGGAAUUGGUGAAUUCACGGAAGAGGCUUUUCAAAAAGCGAAGAAACGAUUUUAUCCCGGGAUUGCAAGGGAUACAACUGGUGUUUGGCCUGGUCUAGGUGCUUCGAUUGAGAAACCGGCUGUCCUUUUGGCCAAUAAUACUUCAGGUGCUUGGUCUGUCAUUCGAUACAGGGUUCCGGAAGACGAUUCUUCAAGUGGAGUCUGGAUGCUGCACUGUCAUUGGGCUUUCCAUCAAAUAAUGGGCAUGUCUGUCAAUUGGUUCUUUGGACCG